Messenger RNA from Anopheles cruzii, 5151 nucleotides. RefSeq names its product neural-cadherin. The coding region runs from base 1 to 5151 and encodes 1716 amino acids. Gene Ontology annotation, biological process: homophilic cell-cell adhesion. Gene Ontology annotation, cellular component: plasma membrane; catenin complex. The record is from RefSeq and is a predicted model, not a curated record. Gene Ontology annotation, molecular function: cadherin binding; calcium ion binding. NCBI's taxonomy places the organism in Eukaryota, Metazoa, Arthropoda, Insecta, Diptera, Culicidae. The transcript is spliced from 12 exons.
AUGGUAGACCCACUGAAGAUAUUCUGGGUACUCACGAAUAGCACGUAUCUAGUCACUAAGUUCAUCCGAAUCGGAAUCGCCGACAAGAAUGACAAUCCACCGUACUUCGACAAGGCGCUGUACGAGGCGGAGGUCGACGAGAACGAGGACAUCCAGCACACGGUGCUCACCGUCACCGCCAAGGAUCACGAUGAAUCGUCGCGUAUUCGAUAUGAGAUCACGAGCGGUAACAUAGGCGGUGCCUUCGCCGUCAAGAACAUGACGGGCGCUAUCUACGUCGCUGGCGCCCUGGAUUACGAGACGAGGAAACGAUAUGAGCUCCGCCUCGCAGCAUCGGAUAAUCUGAAGGAAAACUACACCACCGUCGUGAUCCACGUGAAGGACGUCAACGAUAAUCCGCCCGUCUUCGAGCGGCCCACGUACCGGACGCAGAUCACCGAGGAGGACGAUCGCAACCUACCGAAGCGUGUCCUGCAGGUCUUGGCUUCGGACGGCGACAAGGAUCGGCCGCAGAACAUUGUCUACUUCCUCACCGGCCAGGGCAUCGAUCCGGACAAUCCGGCCAACAGCAAGUUCGACAUCAAUCGCACGACGGGCGAGAUUUUCGUGCUCAAGCCACUGGAUCGGGAUCAACCGAACGGGCGGCCGCAGUGGCGGUUCACGGUGUUCGCGCAGGACGAGGGCGGCGAAGGGCUGGUCGGAUACGCGGACGUGCAGGUGAACCUGAAGGACAUCAACGACAAUGCGCCGAUCUUCCCGCAGGGCGUAUACUUUGGCAACGUCACCGAGAACGGCACGGCCGGCAUGGUGGUGAUGACGAUGACGGCCGUCGAUUACGACGAUCCGAAUGAAGGUACGAACGCGAAACUGAUCUACUCGAUCGAGAAGAACGUAAUCGAGGAGGAGACGGGCUCACCAAUCUUCGAGAUCGAGGCGGACACGGGCGUGAUCAAGACGGCAGUGUGCUGCCUGGACCGCGAGCGCACCCCGGACUACUCGAUCCAGGUGGUGGCGAUGGACGGCGGGGGCCUCAAAGGGACCGGGACGGCCUCUAUACGCGUCAAGGAUAUAAACGAUAUGCCACCGCAGUUCACCAAGGACGAGUGGCUGACGGAGGUGGACGAGACGGACGGCACCAACCUGCCCGAGAUGCCGAUCCUGACGGUGACGGUGCACGACGAGGACGAGACGAACAAGUUCCAGUACAAGGUGAUCGACAACAGUGGCUACGGCGCGGACAAGUUCACGAUGGUGCGCAACAACGACGGAACCGGCUCGCUCAAGAUCGUGCAGCCGCUCGACUACGAGGAUCCGCUGCAGAGCAACGGGUUCCGGUUCCGGAUACAGGUGAACGACAAGGGCGAGGACAACGACAACGACAAGUACCACGUGGCGUACUCGUGGGUCGUGGUGAAGCUGCGUGACAUCAACGACAACAAACCGCAGUUCGAGCGGCCCAACAUCGAGGUGUCGGUGUACGAGAACGCGGACGUUGGCAAGACGCUCGAAACGUUCAAAGCGACCGACCCGGAUCAGGGCGGCAAGAGUAAGGUAUCGUACGCGAUCGAUCGCUCGUCCGAUCGGCAGCGCCAGUUCUCGAUCAAUCAGGAGGGAACGGUCACGAUCCAGCGCAAUCUGGACCGCGAAGUGACGCCCCGGCACCAGGUAAAGAUCCUGGCGAUCGACGACGGUAUCCCACCGAAGACGGCCACCGCCACGCUGACGGUGAUCGUGCAGGACAUCAAUGACAACCCGCCCAAGUUCCUGAAGGACUACCGGCCGGUGCUACCGGAGCACGUGCCACCGCGCAAGGUAGUCGAAAUCCUGGCGACGGACGAUGACGAUCGAUCGAAGAGCAACGGACCGCCGUUCCAGUUCCGGCUCGAUCCGGGCGCAGACGACAUCAUCCGGGCAUCGUUCAAGGUGGAGCAGGACCAGAAGGGUGCGAACGGGGACGGGAUGGCGAUCGUGUCGUCGCUCCGAUCGUUCGAUCGCGAGCAACAGAAGGAGUACCUGAUCCCGAUCGUCAUCAAGGACCACGGUAACCCGGCAAUGACGGGCACCUCCACGCUGACGGUGGUGAUCGGUGACGUGAACGACAAUAAGAUGCAGCCCGGCUCGAAGGACAUCUUCGUGUACAACUACCUGGGCCAGGCUCCGGACACGCAGAUCGGCCGAGUGUACGUGUACGAUCUGGACGACUGGGACCUGCCGGACAAGAAGUUCCACUGGGAGGCACAGGAGCACCCGCGCUUCAAGCUGGACGAGGACACGGGCAUGAUCACGAUGCGCCAGGGUACGCGCGACGGCCGGUACCAUCUGCGGUUCAAGGUGUACGACCGGAAGCACACCCAGGCGGACGUGCCGGCGAACGUGACGGUGACGGUGCGCGAGAUUCCGCACGAGGCCGUCACCAACUCGGGCUCGAUUCGGAUAGCGGGCAUCACGGACGAGGACUUUAUCCGCGUGUGGAACUACCGCACCCAGAGUCUGUCCCGCAGCAAGUCGGACCGGUUCAAGGACAAGCUGGCGGACCUCCUAAACAUUGACCGCGAGAACGUGGACGUGUUCAGUGUGCAGCUGCGCCGCAAGCAUCCGCCCCUAACGGACGUACGCUUCUCGGCCCACGGCUCCCCGUACUACAAGCCGGUCCGGCUUAACGGGAUCGUGCUGAUGAACCGCGAGGACAUCGAGAAGGAGGUCGGCAUCAACAUCACGAUGGUCGGCAUCGACGAGUGUCUGUACGAGAACCAGAUGUGCGAGGGUUCGUGCACCAACACGCUGGACAUUAACUCGCUGCCGUACAUGGUGAACGCCAACAAGACGUCGCUGGUCGGGGUCCGCGUGGACGUGCUGGCCGAGUGCACUUGCGGGGCGCGCAACUUCAGCAAAGCCGAAUCGUGUCGCUCGUCGCCGUGUCACAACGGCGGUCGCUGUAUGGAAACCCGGUACGGUUUGUCCUGCUCGUGUCCGACCGGUUACACGGGGCCACGGUGUCAGCAGACGACCCGCAGCUUCCGCGGCAACGGUUGGGCUUGGUAUCCGCCGCUCGACAUGUGCGAUGAUUCGCAUCUUAGCUUCGAGUUCAUCACGCGCAAAUCCGACGGACUGCUCCUGUACAACGGACCGAUCGUGCCGCCCGAACGGGACGAGCUGCUCGUGUCGGACUUUGUGUCCGUCGAGCUGGAGCGCGGUUUCCCGCGGCUGCUGAUCGAUUUCGGGUCCGGAACGCUCGAGCUGCGCGUCAAGACGAAGAAGAGCCUGGACGAUGGCGAGUGGCACCGGCUGGACGUGUUCUGGGACACGGAGAACGUGCGGCUCGUGGUGGACAACUGCCGGUCGGCCGAGGUGUCCGAGAUGGAGGACGGAUCGCCGCCCGAGUUUGACGACUCGUCGUGCCAGGCUCGCGGCAUCAUUCCGCCGUUCAACGAGUAUCUGAACGUGAACGCACCGCUCCAGAUCGGUGGCUUCUACCGGGAGCAGUUCGAUCCGACGCACUACCGCUGGAACUACAUGCCGUCCGGGAAGGGCUUCGACGGGUGCAUCAAGAAUCUGGUGCACAACAGCAAGCUGUACGAUCUGGCCCAUCCGGGUCUGUCGCGCAACAGUGUGGCUGGGUGUCCGCAAACGGAGGAAGUGUGCAGUCAGAGCGAGCAGACGGCUCGCUGCUGGGAGCACGGCAACUGCGUCGGUAGCUUCACCGAGGCUCGCUGUCAGUGUCGUCCGGGUUGGACGGGCCCUGCCUGUAACAUUCCCACCAUUCCGACCACCUUUAAGCAGCAGAGCUACGUCAAGUAUGCGCUCAGUUUCGAACCGGACCGGUUCAGCACGCAGAUUCAGCUUCGGUUCCGGACACGCGAACAGCACGGUGAGCUGUUCCGGGUCAGCGAUCAGCACAACCGAGAGUACGGCAUUCUGGAGAUCAAGGACGCAAGGCUGCGGUUCCGCUAUAACCUCAACUCGCUCCGUACCGAGGAGAAGGAUAUCUGGCUGAAUGCGAUCGCCGUGGACGAUGGUCAGUGGCACGUGGUGCGCGUGAACCGACACGGAUCGGCCGCCACUCUCGAGCUGGAUGGUGGCGAAGGGCGCCGGUACAACGAAACGUUCCUUUUCGAGGGACACCAGUGGCUGCUGGUGGACAAGCAGGAAGGUGUGUACGCGGGUGGCAAGGCCGAGUACACGGGCGUUCGGACGUUCGAGGUGUACGCCGACUACCAGAAGAGCUGUCUCGAUGACAUUCGCCUCGAAGGAAAGCACCUUCCGCUGCCACCGGCCAUGAACGGAACGCAGUGGGGCCAGGCGACGAUGGCACGGAACCUGGAGCGGAACUGCCCGUCGAACAAACCGUGCGCCAACGUUAUCUGUCCGGAUCCGUUCGAAUGCGUUGACCUGUGGAACGAGUACGAGUGCACCUGCGGCGAAGGACGCGUCAUGUCGCCGGACGGUAAGGGCUGCAUGGAUCGGAACGAGUGUCUCGACCUGCCGUGCCUGAACGGUGGGGUGUGCGUGAACCAGGACCCGCGGCUCCGGUACCGCUGCGAUUGCCCGGACGGCUUCUGGGGCGAGAACUGCGAGCUGAUCCAGGAGGGCCAAACGCUGAAGCUGAGCAUGGGCGCCCUGGCCGCCAUUCUCGUGUGUCUGCUAAUCAUAUUGAUUCUGGUGCUGGUGUUUGUGGUCUACAACCGGAGGCGAGAGUCGCACAUCAAGUACCCGGGCCCGGAUGACGACGUCCGGGAGAACAUCAUCAACUACGACGAUGAGGGCGGCGGCGAGGACGAUAUGACGGCGUACGACAUCACGCCGCUCCAGAUCCCGAUCGGGCCGAUGCCGGAGCUGACGCAGUGCAAGAUGCCGCCGUUGAUGUAUCCAGUCAUGACGAUGGGACCGGGCCACGAACCGAACGUGGGCAUGUUCAUCGACGAGCACAAGAAGCGCGCCGACAGUGACCCCAACGCGCCCCCGUUCGACGAUCUGCGCAACUACGCGUACGAAGGCGGCGGCAGCACGGCCGGAUCGCUCAGCUCGCUGCAGUCAGGCACUGACGACGAGGUGCAGGAGUUCGACUACCUGGACGCCUGGGGACCGCGGUUCGACAAGCUGGCCAACAUGUACGGCGAUCAUCAUCCGACUGAGCUUGAUGAUUUAAAUUAA